CACUAACAGGCUGAAGCAUGGCAGUACCUACCGGCAGAGCUGUGGUAUUCGUUACCGGGAACGCGAAAAAAUUGGAAGAGGUAGUUCAGAUCCUCGGUGACAAAUUUCCCUACAAACUGACUUCUAAGAAGAUUGACUUGCCUGAAUAUCAGGGGGAACCAGAUGAGAUUUCUAUACAGAAGUGUCAAGAAGCAGUCAGGCAGGUGGAUGGGCCAGUGCUCGUGGAGGACACCUGUCUAUGCUUCAGGGCGCUAGGAGGACUACCAGGACCUUACAUAAAAUGGUUCUUGGAUAAACUGAAGCCUGAAGGAUUGUAUAAAUUGCUGGCGGGUUUUGAAGAUAAAUCAGCCUGGGCUCUGUGUACAUUUGCUUUCUGUGCUGGAAAAGAGGAGCCAGUUCAGCUGUUCAGAGGAAUAACCGAGGGCCGUAUUGUUGAGCCCAGGGGUCCGAGGGAUUUUGGCUGGGAUCCUUGUUUCCAGCCUGACGGUUAUGAAAAAACUUAUGCUGAGCUCCCUAAAGAAGUGAAGAAUAGCAUCUCCCAUCGGUACCGUGCCCUGGCAGCCUUGUCCGAACACUUCUCCCAGCAAAACGACACACCGGAAACCAAGCGCACAAAACGCCAGGACUGAGUUCUGUUCUCUUUCCAAGCAGAAUCGGCCAAUCACAGCUCAGUUUGGCUCUGCCUCAAAUUAAUGCACUAAUGUGCUGAUCUUAAACAAAUUAAUAUGUACUCCAUCCUCUUUGUCUUAUAAAUGCUUCGUUUAUAAUAAAUAAAAAUAACAGUAUAUCAUAGUCUUUCAUUCUAAUAUUCAUUUCAAAUCUAAAUCUAGAUGGAUUUAAUUAAGUUACCAUUAGCUAUAGUAACUAUAGUUAGCUUUAUGUAAAAAAUGUUUAUGGUAUGUCCCCAUUUGAAUUGCUUUGUAAAAGUGUGUGUGUGGCUAUACGUUUGAGGGCCGAAUGUCCUCACUUAUAUAGUGAAAUAUUAUGAUAACUGACUAGUAAGGAGUAAAAGAAUAUGUUUAUGGCACGUUUGUUUGGUAGGUUUAUGGUAGGGCUUGGGUUGAUAUAAAGUCAAUGGAAGUCUGUUUGAUGUCUUCAGUAAUAUAAUGAAGCACUAUCCUGUGUGUGUGAGGACUGAGCAGGUCUCCGGAUAGAGACGUGGGGAAUUCAGAGUAAUAAAUCUUUUGGAUGUUCCUGUGACACCUCCUGUUUGUUCAUCUGCCCUCUGCGCAGGGGGGAGGAUGUUACUCUGUAUUACAGUUUUAUCAUCCACUGUUUGUGUUUCUCAUUAUUAAUGGCAUGCAGGCAGUGUUUUCACUGCUGUUUCUUGCAUUCUCUGUCAUUCACUCGCUCGCU
Molecule: messenger RNA, 1356 nt
Organism: Pimephales promelas (fathead minnow)
Lineage: Eukaryota; Metazoa; Chordata; Actinopteri; Cypriniformes; Leuciscidae
Gene: itpa
Product: inosine triphosphatase (nucleoside triphosphate pyrophosphatase)
Biological process (GO): nucleoside triphosphate catabolic process
Cellular component (GO): cytoplasm
Molecular function (GO): nucleoside triphosphate diphosphatase activity
Source: RefSeq, a predicted model, not a curated record